UAAGCCACACAAGUGACACUCGAGGAACCGGAACGUGUUGCUUCUCAAGGUGUCGAGAACACCUAAUAAGAAGACUAUAAAAGGGGAAUUUAUUUGUUCAUUGAUUUAUUUGUGAUUCCCACAGUGAUCAUGAUAGGUGUUCAAGUUGUGAUUCUGUGUAUCUUCUCAGUGGCUCUUGCCAAGCCGUUUUUGCCAUAUUCCAUCAAUUGGAAUUUUCCAUAUGAUACUGACAAUGCUGAGGAAAAAAGUGGCAAUUUUGAAGGUGAUAUGAUUCUCUCACCUAGGCAAAUGAUUGAUCUUCGUUUUCGUACUGGAUUAAUUAAUCUCAAAUAUCGCUGGCCAAACAAAUUGGUGCCCUAUCAAUUAAGCAGUGAGUUUACCAGAGAAGAAUCAGAGUUUAUUCGAGAAGCUCUGGAUUCUAUUGAGUGUGUAUCUUGCUUAAGAUUUGUGGAGAAAAAUUCAUCUCACAGCGAUUUUGUUAAAGUAUCUAGAGAAGUGGAUUCCGGAUGCUUUUCUUCCGUAGGUUAUCAGGCUGGGGAACAACAGCUCAAUUUAGCACCGAAUGAACUGGGUACAGGAUGCUUCCGUAAAGGCACAAUUAUCCAUGAAUUUCUACAUGCAUUGGGAUUUUUUCAUAUGCAAAGUGCUUCAGAUAGGGAUGAUUAUGUCACAAUUGUGUGGGAAAAUAUUAAUCCACAGCAUGUCCAUAAUUUUAAGAAAUACAAUGAAUCUGUAAUUACGCAUUUUGGCGUUAAAUAUGACUAUGAGAGUGUGAUGCACUACCAUAAGACAGCUUUUUCAAUGAAUGACGAAGAUACAAUUGUGCCUAAGGAUCCAAAUGCCGAAAUUGGCCAAAGAAUUGGACUCAGCGAUGGAGAUAUUAAGAGACUUAAUAAGAUGUAUCAGUGUGAUGAAAUGUAAUAAAUCAACAGAUUUUAAAUACC
This is a messenger RNA of Phlebotomus papatasi, 944 nucleotides long. Its product is annotated as zinc metalloproteinase nas-14-like. Bases 130 to 921 code for a protein of 263 amino acids. The transcript is spliced from 3 exons. NCBI's taxonomy places the organism in Eukaryota, Metazoa, Arthropoda, Insecta, Diptera, Psychodidae. Gene Ontology annotation, biological process: proteolysis. Gene Ontology annotation, molecular function: metalloendopeptidase activity; zinc ion binding. The record is from RefSeq and is a predicted model, not a curated record.